This is a messenger RNA of Sciurus carolinensis (gray squirrel), 9796 nucleotides long. It is a transcript of the gene Xrn1, whose product is annotated as 5'-3' exoribonuclease 1. The transcript is spliced from 41 exons. Gene Ontology annotation, cellular component: nucleus. Gene Ontology annotation, molecular function: 5'-3' RNA exonuclease activity; RNA binding. NCBI's taxonomy places the organism in Eukaryota, Metazoa, Chordata, Mammalia, Rodentia, Sciuridae. Gene Ontology annotation, biological process: rRNA catabolic process; nuclear-transcribed mRNA catabolic process. The coding region runs from base 102 to 5186 and encodes 1694 amino acids. The record is from RefSeq and is a predicted model, not a curated record.
UGUUGUCAUCGGCGGAGCGACGGCCGGAGGCGGCGGCGUAGGCCCCGGCGGGGCGUUUGGUUUCGGUUUGGCCCUGUCUGGAAUUAGUGUUGACUGUCGAAAUGGGAGUCCCCAAGUUUUACCGAUGGAUUUCGGAGCGGUAUCCCUGCCUCAGCGAAGUGGUGAAAGAGCAUCAGAUUCCUGAAUUUGAUAACUUAUACCUGGAUAUGAAUGGAAUUAUACAUCAAUGCUCGCAUCCUAAUGAUGAUGAUGUUCACUUCAGAAUAUCAGAUGAUAAAAUCUUCAGUGACAUAUUUCACUACUUGGAGGUGUUGUUUCGCAUUAUUAAACCUAGGAAAGUGUUCUUCAUGGCUGUUGAUGGUGUGGCUCCUCGAGCAAAAAUGAACCAGCAGCGUGGGAGGCGUUUUAGGUCAGCCAAGGAGGCAGAAGACAAAAUUAAAAAGGCAAUAGAAAAGGGAGAAACUCUUCCUACAGAGGCCAGAUUUGAUUCCAACUGUAUUACACCAGGGACAGAAUUCAUGGCUAGGUUACAUGAACAUCUGAAAUAUUUUGUAAAUAUGAAAAUUUCCACAGACAAGUCAUGGCAAGGAGUUACCAUCUACUUCUCAGGCCAUGAGACACCCGGAGAAGGAGAGCAUAAAAUCAUGGAAUUUAUCAGAUCCGAGAAAGCAAAACCAGAUCAUGAUCCAAACACCAGACACUGUCUCUAUGGCUUAGAUGCUGACUUGAUCAUGCUUGGAUUAACAAGUCACGAAGCACAUUUUUCUCUCUUAAGAGAAGAAGUUCGAUUUGGUGGCAAAAAAACCCAAAGGGUGUGUGCACCAGAAGAAACUACAUUUCACCUUUUACACUUAUCUUUAAUGAGAGAAUAUAUUGACUAUGAGUUUUCAGUGUUAAAAGAAAAGAUCACAUUUAAAUAUGAUAUAGAAAGAAUUAUAGAUGAUUGGAUUUUGAUGGGAUUUCUUGUUGGCAAUGAUUUUAUCCCUCAUCUACCUCAUUUACACAUUAAUCAUGAUGCACUGCCUCUUCUUUAUGGAACAUAUAUUACCAUCCUGCCAGAACUUGGGGGUUAUAUUAAUGAAAGUGGGCAUCUCAACUUACCUCGAUUUGAGAAAUACCUUGUGAAACUAUCAGAUUUUGAUCGGGAGCACUUCAGUGAAGUUUUUGUGGACCUGAAGUGGUUUGAAAGCAAAGUUGGUAACAAGUACCUCAACGAAGCAGCGGGUGUUGCAGCAGAAGAAGCCAAGAAUUAUAAAGAAAAGAAAAAAUCAAAGGGUCAGGAAAAUUCUGUAUGUUGGGCUGCUUUAGACAAAAAUGAAGGUGAAGUGGUAGCUUCUAAGGAUAACUUAGAAGAGGAGACUGAAGAUGAUGAUCUAUUUGAAACUGAGUUUAGACAAUAUAAAAGAACAUAUUACAUGACGAAGAUGGGGGUUGAUGUAGUCUCUGAUGAUUUUCUGGCUGAUCAAGCUGCAUGCUAUGUUCAGGCAAUACAGUGGAUUUUGCACUAUUACUACCAUGGUGUUCAGUCCUGGAGCUGGUAUUAUCCUUAUCAUUAUGCACCUUUCCUGUCAGACAUCCGCAACAUCAGUACACUCCAAAUCCAUUUUGAACUAGGAAAACCGUUUAAACCAUUUGAGCAGCUUCUUGCUGUACUUCCAGCAGCUAGCAAAAAUUUACUUCCUGCAUGCUAUCAGCAUUUGAUGACCAGUGAAGACUCUCCAAUUAUAGAAUAUUAUCCACCUGAUUUUAAAACUGAUCUAAAUGGAAAGCAACAGGAAUGGGAAGCUGUGGUAUUAAUACCUUUUAUCGAUGAGAAGCGAUUGUUGGAAGCCAUGGAGACAUGUAACCACUCCCUCAAAAAGGAAGAGAGGAAAAGAAACCAACAUAGUGAGUGUCUAAUGUGCUGGUAUGAUAGAGACACAGAGUUUACCUACCCUUCUCCAUGGCCAGAAAAGUUCCCUGCCAUAGAACGAUGUUGUACAAGGUACAAAAUAAUAUCAUUAGAUGCUUGGCGUGUGGACAUAAAUAAGAACAAAAUAACAAGGGUUGACCAGAAGGCGUUAUAUUUCUGUGGAUUCCCUACUCUGAAACACAUCAAACAUAAAUUUUUUUUGAAAAAAAGUGGUGUUCAAGUAUUCCAGCAAAGCAGUCGUGGAGAAAACAUGAUGUUGGAAAUCUUAGUGAAUAUAGAAUCAGAUGAACUUAGUGUAGAAAAUAUAGCUUCAUCAGUGCUUGGAAAGUCUGUCUUUGUUAAUUGGCCUCACCUUGAAGAAGCUAGAGUCGUUGCUGUAUCAGAUGGUGAAACUAAGUUUUACAUAGAAGAACCUCCAGGAACACAGAAGCUUUAUUUGGGGAGGACUGUGCCUCCAUCUAAAGUGAUCCAUCUUGGAGACAAAGAGCAAUCUAACUGGACAAAAGAAGUACAAGGAAUUUCAGAACAUUACCUGAGAAGAAAAGGAAUAAUAAUAAAUGAAACAUCUGCAGUUGUGUAUGCUCAGUUACUCACAGGCCGUAAAUAUCAAAUAAAUCAAAAUGGUGAAGUUCGCCUGGAGAAACAGUGGUCAAAACAAGUUCUUCCUUUUGUUUAUCAAACUAUUGUCAAGGAUAUCCGAGCUUUCGACUCUCGUUUCUCCAAUAUCAAAACACUGGAUGAUUUGUUUCCUCCUAGAAGUGUGGUAUUUAUGCUGGGAACUCCAUAUUAUGGCUGCACUGGAGAAGUUCAAGAUUCAAGUGAUGUGAUUACAGAAGGUAGGAUUCGUGUGGUUUUCAGCAUUCCGUGUGAGCCCAAUCUUGACGCUCUAAUACAGAACCAGCAUAAAUAUUCUAUAAAGUACAACCCAGGAUAUGUAUUGGCCAGUCGCCUUGGAGUGAGUGGAUACCUUGUUUCAAGGUUUACAGGAAGUAUUUUUAUUGGAAGAGGAUCUAGGAGAAACCCUCAUGGAGACCAUAAAGCAAAUGUGGGUUUAAACCUCAAAUUCAACAAGAAAAAUGAGGAGGUACCUGGAUAUACUAAGAAAGUUGGAAGUGAAUGGAUGUAUUCAUCUGCAGCAGAACAACUUCUUGCAGAGUACUUAGAGAGAGCACCAGAACUAUUUAGUUAUAUAGCCAAAAAUAGCCAAGAGGAUGUGUUCUAUGAAGAUGACAUUUGGCCUGGAGAAAAUGAGAAUGGUGCAGAGAAAGUUCAAGAAAUUAUUACUUGGCUAAAAGGACAUCCUGUCAGUACUUUGUCUCGUUCUUCUUGUGAUUUACAAAUUCUGGAUGCAGCUAUUGUUGAGAAAAUUGAGGAAGAAGUUGAAAAGUGCAAGCAAAGAAAGAAUAAUAAGAAGGUACGAGUGACAGUGAAGCCUCAUUUGCUGUACAGACCUUUAGAACAACAACAUGGAGUCAUUCCUGAUCGGGAUGCAGAAUUUCGUCUCUUUGACCGUGUUGUUAACGUGAGAGAGAACUUUUCAGUUCCAGUUGGCCUUCGGGGCACCAUCAUAGGAAUCAAAGGGGCUAAUAGAGAAGCUGAUGUACUGUUUGAAGUAUUAUUUGAUGAAGAAUUUCCUGGAGGCUUAACAAUAAGGUGCUCACCUGGUAGGGGUUAUCGACUGCCAACAAGUGCCUUGGUGAACCUUUCUCAUGGGAGUCGCUCUGAAACAGGGAAUCAGAAGUUGACAGCCAUUGUGAAACCACAGCCAGCCGCCAAUUACUGUAGCUCAAAUCCAUCAGUUUCCUCCUCGCAUUUGGGAGGCCUCACCCAUUCUCCUCAGUCCCUUUUUGUUCCUACUCAAGCACCUACUAAAGAUGAUGAUGAAUUUUGCAACAUUUGGCAGUCCUUACAAGGAUCUGGAAAAAUUCAACAGUUCCAGCCAACUAUACGAGAGAAGGGUGCAGUUCUACCUCAAGAAAUAAGUCAAGUAACUCAACAGCAUAAAGCUGGCUUUAAUGACAACAGUAUUAAAUACCAACAAAGAAAACAUGACCCUCACAGAAAAUUUAAGGAAGAGUGCAAGAGUCCUAAAGCUGAGUAUAGGUCACAAAAAUCCUCCAGUAAGCAGCCCAGCUCUGGAAUUGAGAACUUUCUGGCAUCCUUGAAUAUCGCCAGAGAAAACGAAGUACAGUCAUCCCAUCAUGGAGAACCUUCAAAUGAAGAGCAUCUGUCACCACAGUCAUUUGCUAUGAAGGGAACACGUAUGCUUAAAGAAAUUCUAAAAAUUGACGGUUCUGACACAAUGGACCAUAAGAAUGAAAUGAAAAAGUAUGGUAAUGAAGUCACUGUUUCCUCUAAUAAAAGAGAUGAAUAUGGACUGUCUUCACAACCUAAACAAAAUAAGAAAUUAGCAUCUUAUGUGAACAAGCCUUACAGUGCUAAUGAGUACCAUAAUGUUCCAUCUGUGGACAAUGUGUGUUGGCCUGUUCCUGGCCAGAUCCCUCCUGUGCCCACACCAGUAACUGAACUUUCUCGAAUUUGCUCCCUUGUUGGAAUGCCACAACCAGAUUUCUCCUUUCUGAGAACACCUCAGACAAUGACAGUUUGCCAGGUAAAAUUAUCUAAUGGCUUAUUGGUACACGGGCCACAGUGCCACUCUGAAAAUGAAGCCAAGGAGAAAGCUGCACUUUUUGCUUUACAGCAGUUGGGCUCCUUAGGAGUGAAUUUUCCUUUGCCUCCACCAAUAUUUCCAAAUUAUCCUCCUGCUGUACCAGCUGGAACCAUACCUCCAGUCUUUCCUCAACCUACUGCUAAUAUGAUACCUUCACCUCAUCUCUUUGGCUCAAUGCCAUGGGGACCACCAGUGCCAGUUCCUGGGAAGCCCUUCCAUCAUACGUCAUCUUCUGGGACCAUGCCCGUGGCCGGAGGAGGGCCAGGGGGUGUGCACAAUCAGUUCAUACCUCUGCAGGUUACCAAAAAAAGGGUCGCAAACAAAAAGAACUUUGAGAAUAAGGAGGCCCAGGGGGGUUCUUCUCAAGCCACCCCACUUCAGACUGGCAAGCAAGGCUCUUCUGAGGUCACCAGAGGGAUUCCACAGGACAGCUCAGCAGGCCCUCUGAAGUCCUCUCAGCUCGCUUCGCCUGCAUCUUUUCAAGUUGAAACUGCCUCCCAAGGCCAGAGUGUGUCUCGCCAGAAGCCAACACCAAGCUCUUCUUCAAGGAGAAAAUCAAGGAAACUGGCGGUCAAUUUUGGCAUUUCUAAACCUUCUGAAUAAAUUUGGUACUUGGGAAUUAAAAUAAUUUCUUUUAUUUCCAUCACCUUUUUAUAAAUCCAUAUCUAUAUCUCAUAAAUGUACUAUUUUAAAAUAAUAUGUUUGAAUACUUUUAAUUUUUAAGUCAUCAGGCACUUUUCAUGCUAUUUAAAAGACUAUAUAUCAAAUUGUGCACUUUAAAUAUGUGCAAUUUGUUGUACGUCAAUUAUACCUCAAUAAAGUUGUAAAAAGAAAAAAUACUAAGUUAAACUUUUUGUUAAAAUAAAUUUCAGUGGGCUAAGCAUUAAAAUGUACCACUCUAACCAUUGGCCUCCUCAUUAGAAGUUUCCUUGAACUCUGAAGUAGACAUCAUGUUAGCAAUAAUAAUAAAAAACAUCUUUUACACUGUCGUUGAGGGAUAAUUAAAUGGAGCAUGAAAAUUGGACCUAAAAUAUAAUUUCCUGGAUGUGGAUUUUAUUUCUCUUUUUAAUGAUGUAACAAAUUAUCAGGAGAAUGGCUCUUAUUUCUGUGUAUUGUAUUUAUGUGUUGUUAUCUCUGAGGGUCAUUUAGACCUGCCGUGAAGUGAUCACACUGGCUGUGGUGCUGACAGUUUAACUUUAUUCUAAAUUUUGUACCAAAGCAACUGUAGAGUACUAAUCAAAAUAUUUCAUCCAUCUGCAUAGAACUAUAAAUAGCAAUCUAAAUUUAAGUAAUAAUUAGAAUUUUUUAGAUUAUUCAAGAACCAGCAUUAGUCAUUUUUAAUAAAAUUAAAUUUUGAAAUCUACAGGGUACAAAGACUACAAAUUACUCUUCUAAUAGAACGAAGUAAAAAAUAUUAAUCAUGUUGUUAAAUUGUGUUAUUCUUACCUAUAGCUUUUUAUUUGCUCACUUAACAUGUAUGAGAGCCCAUUGUUCCAUGUGUAGUGCUUUCUGGAACCGAUGGAAUUCUGAACUCUCAAUUCCGAGGUGUGCUGUAGAACAGACAUGAUCGUCAGUCUGUGAUGUGCGCGGUUUAACGUUCUAGUUCUGCCCUUGAGCUUUAUGCUCAGCUGGUCAGUGAUACUGGCAUUGUCUUUGCAUGUCACGUGUGGAUGUGUGUUGUUCAAACCAUUGAAAUGAUUUAGAAUUCAUGAAAAUUUCUCAGUAGUACCAGGGCCUGGUUUAUAUCUCCUUCUAUAUAUGUAUAUAUAUUUAUCCUUUAGUUUUUGUGAUAUGCUUAUAUUUUUAAGGAAGAAAGUUAUCAUACUUUUUUAAAAGUGGGAGCCACAGUCUUUAUAUGGAGCUGCUUAUUAUCAUAUCUGAUUUCAUUUAGCUCAUCAAAAACUCUGUCAUGAGUCUCAAAGUCAUGUUUUGUAAAAUGCUGGUGUUGAACUAAACAAAUUCCUUUUUCUAAUGGCUGAUUUUAAUGUGUCUCUAAAUGUUAGCAGGAUAUUUGUGUAUUAGUAGUGCCUUUAGUAUCAAAAUAAGUGGUCUGAAUCUGUCAUGUAUUAUGGUCAUAUGAGUGUCUAAUUUUUCUUUUCUUUCAUUUUCCUGGGCCCCGAUGUUUGUCCACAGUUCCCAACAUUUCCAUGUCUCUGUCUGUAAUGAGGCUCAAGUAGUUCUCAGUGUUUAUCUUUAUUGCCUCACACUUCUCCCUUUGCUUGAAAAUGAGACAGUUAUUAUGGGGUUACAAGGGAAAAAGUUAGAUUGUGACAAUAAUGUUAGGUCGCCCUCUUCCUACUUCUGAGUGUAAUGUCUGUGACCUCACCAAACUGUACAAACUCCAGCAUUCAAGAACUGCCUCGCUCAUCACUCCUGUGUGGCAGUUCUGUCAACAGUGUGAGGCCCACAUCUGUCUGAAGCUCAGAGAAGGGAGCAAAGACCAUCUUCUGAAAAUGCCCAAGAGAAAUUUUAGUACACAUAGUGCCACUGAAUCCAGGGGGACACUUAAUGCAGUGUUUACCAGCAAGCUAAUUAGGACUAGCCAGUGAAAGUUCUUUUCCUGCCUUUUUUAAAUGAAUUUUUUCUAAAGGUCAAGGCUGAAGAGAAUGGAGCGCUCCAUGAUGACUGGACAGUGGUCAGGUAUUCUCUCUUCUUUCCCUUGUGCACCUACCCAGGUGUGAGCUUGAGAUCCACGGAAGACGUGCAUGGUGGUCAUGAGACAUCAGGGGGCAGGAUCCACUGAUGGCCACGUCUGGUGGGGUCCAGUGCCUCUGGAAAACAAGUGGACUUUGAGAAACAAAAUUUUUCCCUUUAGGGUGGAAUGGACCAGGAUCGCCCCAAAUAUGUGCUCAUCAAACUGUUGGACUUCUUGUGGAAAUAGUGCACCACGAGGGCACAGAAGGGACAGACUCGCAGAUUGCUUCGAGUUUCCACAUAACUAGAGGACUUUAAUCUAUUUAAAUCUUUCUCUCCUUGAAAUAUUAUUUCUAAAUAUCCUUAACAAUUCACUGUUUAGCAAAUUAAGUGGAUGCUGAAGGUCGAUUUCUUCAGUCUCGCUGAUCCUUUUCACAAUUUCUUGCAUCACCUAGUCGUUACCUUGUUUUCAUACUUUGACAGAUAAAGUGUAUUGAUUUAAAUAUCAUGCAUACUUCAGUCUUUGAUGUACAAGACUCAGUUGCAUGAAAAAUUACAUUUGCCUGUAUUACAUCUUAGUUUCUUUUAAGAUUUUUCAGGGCUGGGGAUGUGGCUCAGUGGUGAAGCACUUGUCUAGCAUGUGUGAGGUCCUGAGUUCAAUCCCUAGCACCACCAAAAAGAAAAAAGAAAAACAAUUUUGCUUGCUUUUUAAACAGGUAAGUAGGAAAGAUUAGAGCUGUGGGUUUUUCCCUCUAUUGAUUGAAGGGAUGAAAAACCAUCGAUGCAAGUGUUUUUUGUUUUUGUUUUUGUUUUUUUAAAUUUUAUUUGCUGUGAUCAGGUACUCGCUCUGGUUUUAGACCAUCUCCAUUCUUAGUUUUAAGGGGAGGAGGUGGUCAGAAGGGAAACUAUGGGUAAGAAGUCCAUCAGUGUUUUUUCUAGCUCAAGGGAUUAGGGUCAAGUUGUGGGGUCUUUUUAUGCACUCCUUUUUGAAUCACCUGUACUAACAAACCCAUGAAUUUUUCAUGCUGGCGGUUGAUUUUACCUUACAGGAGGUGGAUGGGGGUGUGCAGAACUCCACUGAAGUUAGUUCUUCCAUGCUCCUUCAAAGCAUAAAAAGUAACCAGGCUUGUUAGAUUUUGAGGUGGGCUUGCUGUAUUUCUUUGUACUAUCUUGCUUCCAAGUUGUAUUUUUACUGUAGUUGUAUUUUUACUGGAGAUAAUUAAUUUAUUAGAGAGUAAUUGCCGCGAAAGACGUUCUCUGUCUUUAAAAAGAAAUCACCAUAGAAGUUCGUUGUCGUUUUUCUGGAGACAGUGAAUAGUACAUUCUCUAAGCUUUGUCAGUGAAUCAGUCUUUUUUUGCAGGCUCUCCCUUGGAUUAUCAGAAGAAAGCUUAAAAUUCUAAAAGUGCACUUUUUUCACACUGACUUAAUUCAUACUUUAAUCACUGUCCUCCGUCUGCCAGGAAGCUGUAGGAGACAGUCAGAACAGUACCAGGUUUCCAGCCACAGGACAGGUCAGAUAGGCAGGCCCCAAAGUCACUGCUAGCUUAGGGAGUCAGCGACUCAGACAUCAGACCUUCUUUCAGAAAGGGGGAAAAUGUAUAAAAUAGUUUUAGUGCUCAAGGACAUCAACCCAUAGCUGCUUUUGUGUUUGUGUGUCUGUGUGAGUGUGUGUGUGUCCCAGUGAACCAUUAAUAACGCCUUGCUCAAUCAGUGCAUUCAGCCAUCUCAAGUGCAAUUGGUCAGGGAGACUGUGGUUUCCAAUAGGUAUGUUUUUUACAUAGUUCAACCUGUAAAAAUUAUUUUUUCCCACAGUACACCAUUAUUAUUGAUUAUUCAGCAGUUAGUAUAUACUAUUAAGUUUUCCAGGCCAAAUAAGUAAGUUUCUUUAGCUGUUUUAGUAAUUUGAAACCAAAUUCUCAGUGUUUCUCAUGAAAUGAAAGAAGUGAGAAUUUGGUCCACAGUUUGCUUUAAGUUCUUUUCUUUCUUUCCCUUCCAGUUAAGGGGUGUUUAGUGUUCGUAUUUUUUGGAUUUUAUUUAUUUUAUUUCCUUUUGCCUGCAUCAAAUUGCUUGAGUGUUUUCAACUGUUUUGAUAUAUGAAUAAUAGAUGGUGUGCUGUGUCAUCAGAGUACUCAACAUUUUGUUCCUUUAAACAAUAUAAUUAAGUGUAAUUCAUACAUAUAUACAUAAAAAUCUUGAUUCAUUUCUUUUCUCACAUAACUAUUUUAUAAGUAACUGGAAUUUUUUCAUUAGAUCUUAUACAGAGCAGUAUUUUAUUAAAAAUUCAAAAGGGAAGACUUUUAUGUGCUCAUUUUGUAGUUUUUGUUUUUUAAAUAUCUUUACAUUGUCUGCCAAUUAAAGUGUUUUUAACUUGCAUUGGAAUGGACUCCGAAUGUAUUUUUGUGUUGUUAAGUUGUACAUUUGUAAAUUUGUAGCAUGAAGUUAGCCUCAAAAUGCUGUGCAAAGGAAUUUUAAAAUAUAAGAUUCACUGAGAGGGUUUAAACAUCUAUACAUGUUAAAUGCUGUAUGGAUUUUAAUUAAAAAUUUAAGAAUGAUUUUAUAAGGUGUUUGUUCUUCUGUG